GAUCGGCAAGAGGAGGGUCGGCUGGCGCGCUGGGGGGAUGUCGAGAAAGCGGGGCGAGGGAGCAUCUCGACCUAACUCGUGGUGCUGCAGAAGCACGAUUCUGCGCCCCGGCGAGGUCUCGGGGCCAUCCUUCGAGGGGACCGGGGGCGGGAUGGGUGGGUGGCGACCAUGGAAGAGCAAAGCCGUUUCCUCUAAACGCCGACCACCAACGACGACGGUCAGCUGCGUGUGGCAGGACCGAAACAGUCUUCCUACGUGUCUCAUCAGAACUGGAAGGGGCCGCAAAGUCGGGGCCCUCGGGCGCCCGUCGAGCGUGUUGGACAGGCAAAAGUUCCAACUCCUUCGUCGAUCCCGUGCCGGCGAGGGAGGAGAAACAUUUUGGUCUCUCACCACUCGAGGGGUUUCCGCGUGGUUUCCUCCGACGACCCGACUCGCCCCGGACAACUCGAGCCGUAGGUCACAAGUCCUGGGGCUAAACCGCGGUCAUGGAUAUCCCGUGCUGUCUGUCACAAACGAAGGAAUCGACCCGCCGGGCUUCAUUCUUGGUUGCGGCCCGCGCGGGCACUCCGCGAUUUACCAGGACGGGGACGGUCGAGCAUACCCGGUUCUCGGGAAUCAGUCUUUGCACACUGACGGGUGCUGACUUGGAGUACCGAGAUUCCUCAAGCGCUCAAGAUCCGAGGGUUUCUGAGCAUGGGCUGCGGCGUGCCGCAAAGCUUUGACUAUUGGCAUCUAUUUAGGUUCCGCGCCCGAUGAUCUGCGAGAAAGCGUCUCCGAGUUUCUGGAGCGGCCGGGCGCGCUUCCGGUUCGACGGUUUACGGCGAGGUCGCGCUAACAGGAAAGACCGGUCCAGAGCCUUCUCCUA
Chaetomium fimeti is the source of this 865-nucleotide messenger RNA. RefSeq lists its product as uncharacterized. The coding region runs from base 38 to 643 and encodes 201 amino acids. Lineage: Eukaryota; Fungi; Ascomycota; Sordariomycetes; Sordariales; Chaetomiaceae. The transcript has a single exon. The record is from RefSeq and is a predicted model, not a curated record.